Molecule: messenger RNA, 648 nt
Organism: Fukomys damarensis (Damara mole-rat)
Lineage: Eukaryota; Metazoa; Chordata; Mammalia; Rodentia; Bathyergidae
Gene: H3-4
Product: histone H3.1
Exons: 1
Coding region: 143-550 (135 amino acids)
Cellular component (GO): nucleosome
Molecular function (GO): protein heterodimerization activity; DNA binding; structural constituent of chromatin
Source: RefSeq, a predicted model, not a curated record
UCAGGAGCACCCCACCAGCCAAACAGAGUGCUGCCUGCCAUCACGCCAGCUGGCCAAUGAGAACACUGCAGGCUAUAUAAAGGCGAGCCCGUUCAAGGGCUCCCGCAUUAGUCUAAGAAGUAGCAGCAGCUGUGUUGGGGCAAUGGCCCGCACAAAGCAGACAGCUCGCAAAUCAACGGGCGGUAAGGCUCCGCGCAAGCAGCUGGCCAGGGUGGGCUACAAGACUGCACCAGCUACGGGUUCCGUGAAGAGAGCGCAUCGUUACCGACCUGGUACUGUGGCCCUGCGCGAGAUCCGUCGCUAUCAGAAGUCUACUGAGCUCCUAAUCCGCAGGUUGCCCUUCCAGCGCCUGGUGCGUGAGAUUGCUCAGGACUUCAAGACUCACCUGCGCUUCCAGAGUUCAGCAGUGAUGGCGAUGCAGGAGGCCUGUGAGUCCUACCUGGUGAUGCUCUUCGAGGACACCAACCUGUGUGCCAUUCACGCCAAGCGUGUCACUAUCAUGCCCAAGGACAUCCAGCUCGCUCGCCGCAUCCGCAGGGAGACACUCUAGGUCCUAAAGGCACCCACGCCAUACUGCUGUUACCCCAAAGGCUCUUUUCAGAGCCACUCACUGGGUCAAAAAAAAUGGCUGUAACUUGUGGCUCCCAG